This is a messenger RNA of Clarias gariepinus (North African catfish), 6216 nucleotides long. It is a transcript of the gene akap12a, whose product is annotated as A kinase (PRKA) anchor protein 12a. NCBI's taxonomy places the organism in Eukaryota, Metazoa, Chordata, Actinopteri, Siluriformes, Clariidae. Gene Ontology annotation, cellular component: cytoplasm. Bases 1 to 5739 code for a protein of 1912 amino acids. The record is from RefSeq and is a predicted model, not a curated record. Gene Ontology annotation, biological process: signal transduction; regulation of protein kinase C signaling. The transcript is spliced from 5 exons. Gene Ontology annotation, molecular function: protein kinase A binding; calmodulin binding.
AUGGGAGAGACAUUAUCCGUGGAGCAGGACAGCAGAUAUGAGGAGGACGAUGAGGAGCUGUAUUUAGGACAGGAUGAGGUACUAGAGGACAGCGAUGAAGACAAGUUGACACAGACAAGUGAGCAAAUCUCAAGCCACAGUGAAACAGCAGAAAGCCAGACUGAUGAGCUGAACAGUCAAUCCGAGGAGAGAGACCUUGUUGACGGGGGGUCUGGAUUUGUGACACUGGAAGAAGAUGAUUCUGAAACAACUGACAAUCCUCAAGAAGAAGAUUUUUCUCAAGCAAGCAAUGACAACAUUAGCAAGCAAUUGAAUAAUGCAGAUGACAUAAUAGCAAAAGAGGUAAAUGAGGCCAACAAUGAAGUCAAUGAAAAUGAACUUGGAUUCAAAAAAAUUUUCAGAUUUGGUGGAUUUAAGUUCACUCUAAAAAAAGACAUGGUUGAGAAGAAUGGUGCAGACAAGCUAAACAGAAACGAGCAGGACAGACAUGCUUCAGGUUCAUCAGAGGACUCUUGGGACACUGUAGAUGUGAAUCCCGUCAGCACAAAUGAACAGGACGCAGAAGAGAUAAAGAAUGAAAGAAUUGCAGCUGGUGCAAGUGCUGAUUCUCAUGAGACACACUAUAAAGUAAAAGUGGGUAAAAUUUCUGAACACAGAGAAGAAGCCUCAGACAGAAGAAUGAUGGAGGAUGUUCCUGAAUUUGAGGAACCCAUGUCCCCACUUAAACGAUUUUUCUCACAGGGAAUGUUGGGUAGUUUGAGAAAGAAGAAAAAAGAGGAUGAGAGACCAAAAGAGAGUGAAGAGAAACUCAAAAGCUUGAACAAACUGGUUGAUAGAGAAACUUUGAAAGAAGACACCACAUGCACAUGCCUUGAAAUCUCUAAUGGAACAUUUGAUAAGGAUAUACAGCUGUAUAAUAAAGAUGAGAGCAAACCUACAGCAGCAGGAGACAUAAUGAACUCCAUAGAACAAGAUAAAGUGCAAGCAAGUCCAUUUAAGAGGCUCUUUAGGAAACUUUCCACUAGGAGAAAGAGUGAAACAACCUUACUUGAGCCUGGAGAAAAUAUCACUGAAAAUCCUCAAUUAUCUACAGAUUUAAUUAUGUCCCAAAAGGAGCAAGAAACAAGUUUGGUCAAAACACAGUCUGUUGAUGAGAUGAUGGACACAAGCCAUGAAGAGUCAAAAAAAAAGUCAGACUCGACCGUUUCCUGGGAAAACCUGAUAUGUGUCAGGUCUGCCAAGACAAGAGCAAGAAAAACAUCUGACUCUGAGGAUGAAACACAUGAUAAAGGAGAGGUGCUUAAACAAACAACUGAAUCACCCUUUGAAAGUUCAACUGACGGUGACCACCUUACAUCAUCCAAUGAACAAAGCGGAAAUCCUGCAGAAGAAGACAGUGGAUCCACGUGGAAGUCUUUUAAAAAGUUGGUAACUCCAAAAAGAAAAAGCAGAAUGGAAGAAAGUAGUUCAGUUGAGCAGAUGCAGUCCGACACUGAGAUAUCUAAAGAUGAGUCUUCAUGUUCCUUACGGAAGCUUAUAUCAGGGCGUAAAAAAAUUAAGCCGGAUGGACAGCAAGAAAACAUGUCAUCUGAUGAAGGCAGUAAAGGUACAGUGACAGACAUUGAAGAUGAUGAAACACCAAGUGUUGUACCACUUUCUGAAUAUGAAAUAGCUAAACCUGAAAUCCUGAACCUGAUGACUGAUGGAACAACUGAAUGUAAAGAAGAAAAAGAGGUGCAACUCAUAGACGAAGAGGACGAACCGAAACAAAUGGAAUGUUUAUAUAAUGUCAGACCUUUAUGCUUUGAUGUUGGGCCAUCGGUUCUACCUAUUCCUACGGAAUAUAUUGAAGAAUUGACAGAAUUCAUAAGCAAACAUCAGCAACUUAGUGACAUUCCAGAGGAAGGAAUCAUUGAAGAAAGUGUUGCAACUCCAUUAUCCUAUGUUGAGUGGAGAACUCAAGAUGACACCUUAGCUGAUGAUAUAGUAGAUAUGACAGCUGAUGCAGUCACGGCUCCCGAACAGGCAUCUGAAAACACUGAGGAUGAAACAACUGAAAUGGUGUCAGCGCUUUCCCAACUAUCAGAGUCCCCCAAAACAUCAGGAAAUGUAACACCAAUAUCACCUAUGAGAGAAUCUGACACAAUCUUUCAGGAAGUUGUGGAGUCCUUCAACCUGGUUCCACAUGUUCUGUCGUUCACUACAAAUAAUGAAGUCCCUGAGGCUCUGGCGGUGUCUGUCUCUCAAUUUAUUGUUGAAUCAUCAACAACAACUGAAACAAAACUACUAAUGACCCAUAAAAAAGAUGAAGCUACAUCCGUCUGCAUUGGCAUUGUUUCUCAGGAAAUUAGAGCUGCUGAAGUUGUUCUUCCAUUGCCCUUAUUUGAAGGAAUAUCAGAAACCACUUGUGCUGUGCCGACAGAAUUUGCCUCUGCGGAUUUAGCAAACGAAUCUGAAGCAGCGGGAGUAGCACUUGACAAUGUCUAUGAAGCUAAAAUCAAAGAAAUCAAAUCUAUGCUACAUGAAGUGCUUUUGCUUGAUGAACAAAGCACAAUUCUUGCUGAAACUGCAAGAAAAUCGAAGCAACAUUGUAUCAUGGUUAAAAACAUUCAGGAAGAAGCUUCUCCUGUGGUACAGAUGGAAGCUGUGGAUUCAAAAGAAUUGUUAAAUGGAAUGCGUGAAUUAACACCAGUUCAUGCUGCAGUGCAUGGUGAAACUGAAUAUGAGGAGCAGAAUAUUACACUGGAUUUAGGUCUAUUCCAACCAGUUUUAGAAGAACCUGUACCUGUAUAUGAACAGCUCAUAGAACACACUAAAAAAGCUUUUGAAGUACAAUACAGACUUCCAGAUGUUGAAUCAUCAGCUGAUGAUGUUGAGCAGUGCAGUCUAGUUUCAGUACCUGGCCCUGUAGCAGUCAGCGUUGUAAAAUCAGUACUUGACAGCUCCUUAAAUGAAGUUUCAAAAAUUACAGAGGCUGGAGUUUUUGCAUCAAAUGUGAGAUGUUCAGAGACUACAGCAGCAAUUAACAAUGCUAACCCUAUAUCAGAUUCUUUAAAGACUGAAAUGGAUUUGGAAUAUGACAUUCAAAUGAAAAAUGACCCUUCACAGCUUUCCGUAGAUAGUCCUAUUAUCCGAGUUAAAGUGAGCAAUACUGAAUCACAAACAGCAAAGGAAAAUGCUGUGGUAUCACUUCCCCUUGGCACCCAAUUAGAUACAUCUGAAGUUUUUAAAAAUAUAGAGAUGGAUGGAGAAGAAGAAAAAGCAGAACAAAAGUUUAAACAUACAGCUGCAGAAACAAUUGAGGAAGUUGUUAAUGAAAAGAUUGUUUGCACAUUCAAAGUACAAAACUUUUCAGAAAUUUUAGAUGAACGAGCAAAAAAAAGAGAAUGUAAAGAAAGUGAAUUGAGUGCAUUUGUCAGAGAAAGAACUUUACCUCUUGCAACUACUAAUGAUCAAAAUGCGAAUAAAGAGCCACAAGAUAUGCCCAAGGUUAUGCUGUGGCUAGAAACUGACACACCGCAUGUAGACGACUGCAAGAGAAAACAAACUGCAGGUAAUGAAAUAUGCAUGCUCACACUUAAUAUAACUGAAACAGGAGAGGCGACCAAGGAGCCACCUGCCACCUCUCAGCAAGUAGCAGAGAAUGGAAUCCAACCACCAACAUCUGACAAUUCAAAGCAAGUUUCACAAGCAACAUUUUCCAAAGUGAUUGAAGAUACACAAACUACAGCUGUAUCUCCAGAGUCUAUGAAAGAAAAAUCAGCAAAAAUAGAGGCAGUUAUUAGACCAUGUGUGAAUAAUAAAUCUGCCAAACUUUUAGCGGAUGAGCAAGAAUAUUAUUAUGAAACAGCAAGCCCUGAAGUUAACUCAGGUGAGCCACAAAAAGUAAUUUCACCAUCAAAAUCAGAAAAGAUUCAAACUACUAAGUCAAAAUUUACAUUUGAAGAAGAAACAGGAGAGGAGUUAUAUAAACCUGACCAACCAAUACCAAAUCUACAGUGCCUUAAUAGCAUGGACAGAGUAGGGUCAUUGGAAGAGGUUAAAAUACAGUGUGUGGAUGAUCAAUCUGUACUUAACACCAAAAAGCAACUACUAUCCUUGCAACCAGGACAGCGUCAACCAUCUGAAUUAUGUUUUCAACCUUAUGAGGAAAGUAGCCAAAUAACUGCUGAAAUUACUGCAGAAUUUUUAUCAGAUGUAUAUAAAGAAAUAACAGAAGUGGAAUGUAAAAUAUCUGACCAAACAGUAGAAGCAAGACAGUGCUUAAAGGGUGUCAGGGGAGUACCAGUUAUUACAACAGGGUAUGUAACUGAAAUACUUUUUAAAGAUAAAGCUGAAGACACAGAAAGUUUUGCCGCAUCCAAAUCUGAAGGGUCUGCAAAUGUAAUGGAUGUAAUAGAAGCUAAUAGUUACAAAGUAUCCGUUGAUGUUCAAAGUGAACAUAAGGCUGCGAUGACUGUGGGCUCUGAACAGAACCAUGUCUCUCCAGAUGUGUCUGAACAAGACAUAGUAUCAGAAAUAGACAUAGCAAAUAUACCUGUAGCAGGUGCUGAAACCCAAGAAGGAAAAAACCAUAACCAUCUCCAUAAAGAUCAAACAGUAGUCAUAGAAUCACCAAUUGUGCCUGAAAAUAAAACUGAGAUCUUGAAAAAAAUGAUAAAUGGAUUCAAAGGAGAGACACUUGAGGUGAGUGAAUCAAAGGCAGAUAUAUCAGAAGUUGAGGCAAAAACAUCUGUAGUGGGCUCACUGGUAACAAAGCUUGAAGAAGAAAAACCAUUGACAGGAAAAUCUGUUACUUUAGAAGCCCUUGCUUUGACAUCGGUAACGAACACAUUUCAGUCAGAUUUAACAGUUAACGAACCAGAUGGUUCUACAGGCAUCACAAUACGAGAAACUCCUAUUGGAGUCUCAGGAAUACAGACAGCAACAAUAUUAUCUUUAGCACAAACAGCAGCACUUUCAAACAUCAAGAGACCUGUUAUAGCUGAGGUGACAGAACCAAAAUUAGAAAUGCUUAUGGCAAAGAAGGCAAAAUCAUACACAUCAGCAGUCCCUGCAGUUAAAGUACAAACAACUGAGACUUCGGCCUCUGAAACAGAAACAUCAGUAGAAACAUAUGUGGAAAAGAAGGUUGAAGCACGAGGCUCUGUUGUGACAUCAAUACAAGAAGACACUAAUAUGGGCUUCUCAGUUUUGACCACCAUGGACAGUAAAACAAAGCUAGAAACAGUGAUCCCUGUGGGACAAACGAUAAUAGACGUCCCAGCAAUUCAAAAGCCAACAUUACCAAUGGCCCCAGAGGUUCAAACACAAGUAAUAGUUCAAGCAGAGGUCCAAAGACCAACAGUUAUCCCCAUGGUGGAAAUAAUGGCAGUUAACAGCACAGGAGAAGAUGAGGAAAUCCCAUUUACUGGUCCAGAGGUUAAGGAAAGACACUGUGAUGCACAAACUGCAGUUAAGUCUGAAUUGAAACAACCAGCAAUGACUGAGAUUGAAUUAAAAGUAACAAACAUGAUUGAACAUGUAAGACAGGAUGUAGAAAAGACAACAAAUCUCAAAGAAGACACUAAAAGCCCUGAAGAAAAGAGUGGAAGAUUAAAAGAGUUUUCUGUUGAAUCCCGACCAGGACCUGAUGAUGUAUGGGAGGAUGCUCUUGAUGAUUUUAUUGAUGAUCAGUGUUCCAGGACUGAAGCAAGUGGUAGUGCACAAGAUACAUCCAUGUGUCAUGGAGACAAGUGAAUCUCGUUUGAAUGAAUGCUAUUAAAGGAGGAAGAGUCUUCCAACAGUCUUUGGAAACAUCCAAGGGCCAUCAAAGGGUUGUGUCCCCUCAAUGAAUACAGUACCUGACUAAGCUAAAAUUGAAUGAAAUGUUAUUGUACAUGUAUGUAAGCAAUAAUGUAGCAGAAGAAAGACCAAACAGGUUGAAUUUAAUUUAGCAAAGCCAUAAUACAACUUAUUAUUUCUUUAUAUAAUAUUUUGUCAAUACUUUUUAAGUUGUGCCUUUAACUACUCGAUAUACAGUAAAACACUCUUAAUUUAUCAGGUAGAUCAAGUCUAGAGACCGCAGUGUGAAAGCACCCCAAGUUGAAAAUGUAGAUGUCAUUGUGUGAGCAUCAUAAAUACAUGGAAUAGCUACCGCGUACAUUGCUUUACAAUCAUAUACAUCAAAACCACACUAAAGUAAAUAUAAUCCUGUCACCAAAGCAAUAUUUUCAA